AUGUGCUUAGUACUUAGCUACUGCAUAUCAAUUAUUGCAUUGUUCAAAUUUCAAGGCAUUUUCCUAUUAGCUGCUGAAUAUGUCAAUUAUUUUGUGCCCAUUGAGGGCUAUCCCCGUUGUCUCUACAUCAUGCUUCGCGAUAUUCUCAAGACGCCAUUCAUCUUCAAAAAGAUGGCAGGCUCGCCAGUUAAAGGACCGUUUCACGCGUGAAGCUGCUGUUCAAGGACUCAAAAGUCGAGCGGCCUUCAAGCUUUUACAGAUAGAUGAUAAAUAUCGCAUUUUCCGAAGCGGCCAGACUGUGGUCGAUCUGGGCUAUGCUCCUGGCUCCUGGUCUCAGGUCGCUGUGAGCCGCACUCAGCCGAACGGUCGAGUUCUCGGUGUCGACAUAAUCCCCGCGCAACCCCCGAAGGGUGUCUCUACUGUGCAAGGCAAUUUUCUAUCUCCGGCAAUACAGUCAUAUAUCCGAGACUUUUUACGUGAUCCGAACCGAGGCCGACCAUACUCACCGACUACAAAUAUCGAUACUGAGGUUUCCUGCGAUUCAGGUCCAGUGGCAGAUGGAUAUAUCGACCGUGGGAGGAAAGUCCUGUCACAGAGCAGCGGUGAGAGUACCGAUGCUGUUGGUGGUGGGUCUGAUAAAACUGUGGAUGUGGUUUUAAGCGACAUGUGUGCUCCCUGGGAUCAAACUACUGGUUUUUGGAAAAGAAGUCUAAGUGAACCUUAUCGCAGGAUGAUGAAUACAACUGGUGUGGCUUUCAGGGACCAUGCUGGAAGUAUGGACCUUUGUCGAGCUGCAUUACAAUUCAGUUUCAACGUGCUCAAAAGCGGCGGUCAUUUUGUAUGCAAGUUCUACCAAGGAGCUGAAGACAAGGCCUUGGAAAAACAAUUGCGAGCCCUGUUCGAGAAGGUCCACAGGCUGAAACCAGAAUCUUCCCGCAGUGAAUCAAAGGAGGCCUAUCUAAUUGGGCUCGGGAGAAAGAAUGACGCUUUGCAGACAUCGGUAUUUCCUCAUGGCGCUGGUGAUGACCAAGCCUCUUCAUUUUAGGGCCGUCACGGCAUUCAAGACGAGAUCUAGUCCCUAUUGAACUAGUUCGCGUCUAUAAUUCAGACGAUCUCUAACUCCUCGCCAUCAUCGUCCCAUUCGACGUCGUCCGCGGCCGCUUCAGCCUGCCGCUGAACCUUGCGACUUGUCAGUACCAGAAGUGAGCAAAAAGGGGGGGGGGGCGUCUCGAACCUCCUUUAAACCGCUUAUCUCGUCCACAUAUCCUUUCUCGUUCAAAGCCCGCUUAACAAACUCCCAACCGUUUGCCUUGUAUGCUUCGACUAUAUUAUCUGAACAUGCACUGCAACAGUCGUAAUUCCUGCCCACAACGGAAAUGUUCGAGAAAUUUGACAAGAAACCUCUGAUUUGGUGGGGAACCAG
Paecilomyces variotii is the source of this 1423-nucleotide messenger RNA. RefSeq names its product cell division protein ftsj. Gene Ontology annotation, biological process: RNA methylation. Bases 80 to 1045 code for a protein of 321 amino acids. Gene Ontology annotation, molecular function: rRNA (uridine-2'-O-ribose)-methyltransferase activity. The transcript is spliced from 6 exons. The record is from RefSeq and is a predicted model, not a curated record. NCBI's taxonomy places the organism in Eukaryota, Fungi, Ascomycota, Eurotiomycetes, Eurotiales, Thermoascaceae. Gene Ontology annotation, cellular component: mitochondrion.